UUUACCAGACUUCAUGUGACAAUAUACAUGCAUUUUCCCAGAUAACAAUUCUCGUAAAAUUGUAUGAAAAAUGUAAGGUAGAUGUUAUGACUCUGGAUAAUGUCUGUUGAUUAUGUAUUCAUCGUGCUGAUCGAUAUGUCGCUAUACUAUAAGUUCUACAUCCACACGCCAGGACAAGUGGUGGCGCUCUGCCGCAUUUCCUUUUAGCAGGAAUAAGAAGAAGAAGAAGAUGUUUGGCUAGCUGGUUCGCUAGAACUAGCCUUCUACUCCUACUGUUUGUUAUUUUAAUAUUAUUAAUGCAUUUCUUGAGUUAGCGAUAUUCAUGCCUGCUAUAUAUUCCUUAAUACAGCCACGGUUGAUUCUGCUUAGCUAGUAGGCUAGCUAGCGCUGCCCAUGCCUGCCGCUGUUUAUUCAAACUGGUUCAAUGGCUAUCAGAGCAUGGAAUCCUAGAAAACAUGCCCUGGAUGCAGGAGACGCAUGUCCUGUUGUGUCCAAAGUAUUGAAGAAGGAUGGAAUGCAAUGUGUCUCUGCUGGCUUUGACGACGCAGACCUAAGUGAAGAUGACUCUGUUGCGCUGAGUGUGCCUCUGAGCUGUUGUGAUGACAGCGACUGCAGCGACCAUGAAUUCAUCCAACUGGACAUCGACCUGGAGAGGAAAUCCAAACGACAUAACCUGACCUCCUGCAAUGUCCGCGCAAUCCUCCAUGAGGUGGUGACCAAUGAACAUGUUGUAGCCAUGAUGAAGGCUGCCAUUCAGGACACCCAGGACCUCCCCCUGUUUGAACCUAAGAUGACCCGUUCGCGUCUAAAACUUGUGGUGGCACAAGGAGAGUCAGCCCCAAACUGGAAGAGUUCACCAGGAAAGAGAGACAAGCCUCCUCAGUUUGUGGACAUCAUCCUCGAAGAUGAGGAGGACUCCUCAGACGAGGAGUAUUGUCCGGAUGAAGACGAGGAAGAGGAGGAGACUGCGGAGGAGACAUUUCUGAGUGAUGCAGACAGCAUGGGGUCUUCACCCCGAGUGAGUCGAACUCCACGGCAGCAGGAGACCACCGAGAGGGCCGUGGGCCAAUCACAGGUGUCCAGGUGCUCCAAACACCCAAGGCUGUCUGCCGGCUCCUGCGGUUCCCAGCUCCACAUCCCAGACUGUUCCUUCCUGGAGCGACUGGACGCCGUUGAAGAGGAGCUGGCGUUGAACACUUCCUGCCACUCUUACCAAUCUCUGAACGAAGAGGUGGAGGAAGGUGACGAAGGGGAGGGAGACGGUGCCGGCGGGGCCGGUGGUGAUGACGAUGCCAUCGGGCUCGUGGCGUUCCGCACCCGCUCCAAGCGCCCCCUCCGAGACGUCCCUUUGGGUCAGCUGGAGGCGGAGCUACUGGCUCCGGACAUCACCCCUGACAUGUACACCCCUGGCCCGCCUCUCUACAAGGAGGACCGACACUGGAGCCACUGGCUCCAGGGCCUGAUGGCCUCCGACAAUGAAGAAGAGGCAGAUGAUGAAGAUGACCCAGAGUACAACUUCUUGGCGGACUUGCGUGAGCCGGACCAGGAGGACUACAGGACGGACCGUGCUGUUCGAAUCACCAAAAAGGAGGUGAAUGAGCUUCUGGAGGAGCUGUUUGACACGUUCAAAGAAGAGCUGGUUGUGGAGGAAGCCCCGUCACAGACGGUGGCUAAAUUCAAUGUCCCGCAGGCGCUACGUUUUGAGGCGCCACUAGCCAACAUGCUAACAGAGUGCCGCCGGGCUGUGAGAGAGCAGUUUGACGCCCAGCAGCAGCGGAGGGCCGUGCAGGUCACGUCCAGCCGCUGCCCGGGUACCCCCACUGUGGCCCGCAACCCUGGUACCCCCAACACGGCCCGCAACCCUGGUACCCCCACCGUGGGCCGCUGCAAUGCCACCCCCACCGCCCCACCACUGCUGGUGCUGCAGCCUCAACUCCGCCCCGCGCGCUUCUUGAACCACGUCCAGAAAGGCCAUCUGCAGCAGCAGGUCCAGCAGCAUGUGCAGCUGCUGACUCAGGUCCACCUCCUGAGCCGAUGUGUUAAAGCUCUUCACAAUGAGAGCUCCAUCACCAAAACAUACCUGGUGAGUAACCAUGGCCUGUUCAUUUACCGUGACAACACCCGGUCAUUAUCCAGAAACAACACCAACAACAGGCCAGCAACCGUAACAACACCACACCACUUGGUCAGUAACCAUGACAACACCUGGUCAGCAUCCAUACGACCCCCGGGUCCCCACUCCGACAGCGGGUCACUCAUGACGACGGGCUCCUUGCUCCUGCAGGAGGAGCUGCAGCAGUUCUCCGGCCGCGCUGAGGCCACGGGCCGCAGGAGCAGCUUCAGAGCGUCCAACCUGGAGGAGGCGCUGCUGCUGCUCCAGGAGGUGGAGGAGAAGGAGAAGGAGAAGACCCCCGUCAGCCCGCGGCCGUCGGCCCCUACAGCCGGACGCUGGCUCCCCGAAAUGAGCUCUAGCAUCAACAGUCACGUGUACCCCUACAUCCCAGCAGACAUGGCCUGGCUGAUGGCCACCAGGAGGCUGUUCCUCCACCCAGAGCUGCUCCCCAUCUGCAGCAUGGACCCCCAGCUCCACUCCCCCCGAACCAGGACCCUGUACACCCCCGCCGAGGACUGCCUGAUAGCCCUGGGGCUGAGGAACUUCUCCGGGACGCUGGACCUCCAUCAGAUGCUCAGCUCCUACCUGGUGCUGAAGAAACCCUGGAAGCUGCGCAGGAGAGUCUGGGAGAUGAGCGGCGCCAAGGCCCCGGCCAACAACCCAAUCAAGGUGUUCCGUGAGGGCGGGGGGCUCCCGGCCAUGCCCUCGGCCUGCGGACCCACUGAGCCCGGAGAGCAGCGCCCCCCGGUGCACCGGGAGACCACCUGCAUGCCCGAGUGGCUCAAGAAGAGUCAGCCAGUCAUCCAGAAAGCCGUGCUGAGCUCCGGCCAGGCUUCCUGCCCCUCCUGGCUGCCAAGGGACACCCAGCUGAGGCUGCAUCCGUCCCGCCCCCCCACAGUGACCAAGCAGCACCCCAACUCUCCCCCCCGCCGCCUCAAACCCAAAAGACCCUUUUCUUUGGCUCGCAGCUCUCGCCUGCCACCUCUCAUCAUGGCAAACAGCCAAUCAGUCGGCCAGCAGCCAAGCUCGGCUGCUUCAACAGCCUCCGUACCGGACAUAAGGCCCAGUACUGUAGAGGACAUCGCUCCCUCUCUACAGGACAUAAGACCCAGUACUGUAGAGGACACCGCCCCCUCUCUACAGGACAUAAGACCCAGUACUGUAGAGGACACCGCCCCCUCUCUACAGGACAUAAGACCCAGUACUGUAGAGGACAUCGCCCCCUCUCUACAGGACAUAAGACCCAGUACUGUAGAGGACACCGCCCCCUCUCUACAGGACAUAAGACCCAGUACUGUAGAGGACACCGCCCCCUCUCUACAGGACAUAAGACCCAGUACUGUAGAGGACAUCGCCCCCUCUCUACAGGACAUAAGACCCAGUACUGUAGAGGACACUGCCCCCUCUCUACAGGACAUAAGACCCAGUACUGUAGAGGACACUGCCCCCUCUCUACAGGACAUAAGACCCAGUACUGUAGAGGACACAGCCCCCUCUCUACAGGACAUAAGACCCAGUACUGUAGAGGACACCGCUCCCUCUCUACAGGACAUACGACCCAGUACUGUAGUCACAACCCCGUCUCUACGGGACAUAAGACCCAGUACUGUAGUCCAACAGGACACGGCCACUUCUGUAGCUCAUAUUGCGCCUCGUACUGUCACUGUAUCCAAUGUGCUUCAAGGAGGGGGUCUCCUCCCCAUCCGGGCCACACUGCACUGUGCCUCAACAUCCACAGGCUGUGGAGGAGUGGGAGGAGAAGAGGGGCACGCAGGAGGGGGAGAGGAGGGCCAUGAAGGAGCGGGCGAAGAGGGGAACGGAGGAGGAGGAGGAGGAGCGGAGGAACACAGGGAGGAAACGGGAGGCGGGGACGACGGGCAGAGCGGAGGAGAGGGCGACGAGGGCGGGGAUAAAGACGGAGAGGAAGACGGGCCGGGCAGGGGAGAGGAGGAAGAUGACUUUGACGAUCUGACUCAGGAUGAAGACGAGGAAGAGGAGAUGUCUUCAGAGGAGUCCAUUCUCUCCGUUCCAGAGCUGCAGGAGACCAUGAAGCAGCUGACCUGGCUGGCCUCGGAGAGGAGGCUGGGAGGAGAGGACUCUGAGGAGGACCACUCCCCCGGCUCCCAGAACUCCCAGGAGGAGAUCUCUGAGGAGGAGGAGGAGGGGCUGGCCAAGGGGGAGGAGGAGGCCGGAGAACACCGGCGCUCCGAGGCGGCCGGGGGCGGCGCUCCGGGCGGAGAGGGACUUCCCAGAGGAACGGGAAAGACGCUGGCGAGAGGGAGAGGUCGAAUCCGUCCCCCAAAGCGCCGUCGCCCGGAGCGGCACAGCAAGGACUCCGCCAAACUGCUGCUGCUGUACGACCACCACCUCCUGGACAACGACCCGCAGAGAGAGAGCAAAGACACAGCCUUCGCCCAGGCCUACCUGACCAGGGUGCGUGAGGCUCUGGGUGGUUCUCCAAAGAGGAUGGAGGACUUCCUGUCCCUGCUCUAUGAGUUUGAGGAGGCAGGGGAGGAGCAGGGCUCCAUGGUCCAGCUGUACCGGAGCCUGCGCCGGGUCCUCCAGGACAACACCGAGCUGCUCCGGGACUUUGCUGCCUUCCUGCAGCCAGAGCAGGCUCUGGAGUGUGGCCUGUUUGAGGAGCAGCAGGCGUUCCAGAGAAGUCGUCGUUUCCUGAGGCAGUUGGAGAUCAGCUUUGGAGAGAACCCGUCUCAUUACCAGAAGAUCAUCAAGGCCCUACAGGGAGGGGACGACCUCAGCCAAACCAGUAUCCACGAGCUGAAAGCUCAGAUGGCCAGCCUGUUGAAGGGACACACCCACCUGCAAGGUGAAUUCUGGGUGUUUUUUGAUGAGCUCCGCCCACCGCUGGCUCGUCCAGGACAGUUCGAAGAUGCUCAUUGGCCAGAGGAAGGAGGCGGUACCUUGGACGGCAUCGAGGCCAUUGGUGCAGGAUCCGGGGGGGGGGCCAACGAUGGCUUUGAAGAAGUCACUCUCCCAGAACUCGAGGACGAGGAAGAUGGACAGAAGAUCCCUCCAAUGGCUGUCCGGCGUCGCAGGAGGAAAAUGGUUUCCUGCAGCAGCUACAAGACCUCCGACGGAGUCUCUAAAACCGUGAAGAACCUGGAGCCACUCUUCCCUGCUGGAGACAAGGACAGAGGAGACGACGGGGGAGAAAGGGGUCGAGAGAAGGAAGCGGGGGACAAGGGUUCAGAAAAGGAGGGAGGAGACAAGGGGGGAGACAAGAUUCUAGGAGACGAUGAAGAAGAGGGGGAGGGCGAGAGUGCAGGAGACAAGGUGGUGGGAGACAAUGAGGGGGGAGAUGAGGGGGCAGGAGACGCAGAGGGGGGAGAUGAAGAGGAGGCAGAAAAAGAGGGAGGAGACAUGGAGGGGGGAGUCGGGGAGGAGGCAGAGAAAGAGGGAGGAGAUGAGAUCGGAGAAAAGGAAGGAGGAGAAGUGGCAGUUGACUGUGAAGCCAGCAGUUCUGGGCCAGCGGCGUCAUCGUGGAACUACAUUAAGGUCGGCCCUGCAGCCAUGGCUGACGAAGAGGAAGAGGAGAUGGAAGAGGGAGAGAAUAAGCACAGUGAUGGCGAACGCGGCCGCGCUGACGACUCCCCUCACGCCAGGCCAAGCCCCUCCCCCGAGACCGCCGUCGGGGCCAAGAACAUGUCCCUCACGGCGAGCGGGGAGAAGGUGAUCCUGUGGACCAGGGAGGCCGACCGAGUCCUUCUGACCACCUGUCAGCAGGACGGAGCCAAUCAGAGCACAUUCCAAGCCAUUUCUAAUCUGCUCGGCAACAAGACUCCGAACCAGGUAUCAAGGAGGUUCCGGGAUUUGAUGAAACUGUUUCGUACCGCUGCCCGUCAAGCCGAUUCAGAGGAGGAAGUCCCUCCCUCUGAGCUGGCUGCAGCCAAUGAGGGAGAGGGACAGGAAUGACUCUAGGAAUAAGUGAUGUGUAUAUAUAUUGUAGCUUGUUUUUACUGUGUAUAAAACAUGUGUCAUUUUUUCUGUACAUAAAUGAAACUGCUGAUGCUUUUGUACAUAUUGAAGAAGGUAUGCGAUCAUGUCUUCAUUUUGUAAAAUGUUUUUACAUUAAACUAAAAUACUUUAUUUAUAAAACAUGUCUGGACAGUUUAAUCAGAGCUUUGUAAACUGCAGCUACCAAACAGAUCCAACAUCAGGUGGGGAGGGAUCAUCAAGGUUUGGGACGUCACUGGUCGCACCGUUGGCAGAGUAUAAAGGCCACGAAGGCCUAAAGAACAAUAGCGAGCCCAGGUGGAUUUCAGUCCUCCGAUGAACAAGAUUUACCUGCUGUUCUUCAAUUAGACAUGGGCAAUGACGUGUUCUUUUAUAGAUUUCCAACUUGAUUUGACAAAAAUACUAGAAACGAUAUACAAAUAGGCACAUAGUGAAAAGGGUACAAACAUCUGCCAAGAAGUUUCUAUGAAUAUAAAAAAUGGAUUUCUUCAAACAUAACUCAGUGUCUGUUAAACUAUCUAAAAUAUAAUAAAAGUUAAAAUAUAUAUUAAUAAGGCCCCGGAACUGUCACGUAAACAAGAACCUUUGAAAGAUUCUCUACAGAAGCUCCACCAUUACCAGUUUGAGUCUCGAUGUGUGUCAAAGGUUUUGUCCUUUGUAAUGUAAAUAGGCAGCUUUCCAACAGGUUCGGGUCGAACCCUAUCCCCAGAACCUCUGUUUAGUCGGGGGUGGGUCCUGGUGGGUCUCCACCUCUUGGGCGAAGAGGGACCCUGCAGCCUCCAUGGUGAAGAUGAAGUAGAGGUUUGCUACCAACAUGGUGAGGCUGGGUAGGAAGGACAGACCAAAGCCAAACCCCCGAACACUGCUGCCCAGGGAGGCCGCUAUCCAGUACACCAACCUAGGAGAGGGACGAGUAGUAUUCAUUAAGUACUAUUCAUCCUAUUGAUGGACCAACAUCUAACCUGGGGGAGGAACAAGUAGUAUUCAUUAAGCAAUAUUUAUCCUAUUGAUACUCUAACAUCUAACCUGGGGGAGGAACCAACAGUGUUCAUAGACUCAAACGCCAAACUUACUAGUGGGAAUCCAACUCCCAACACUGUUGACUCCCUGGAAGACCCAUUCAUCUGCCUUCUAUUCUGGCUAGAG
Messenger RNA from Gadus chalcogrammus (walleye pollock), 7234 nucleotides. RefSeq names its product GON-4-like protein. The transcript has 31 exons. Gene Ontology annotation, cellular component: nucleus. Gene Ontology annotation, biological process: regulation of DNA-templated transcription. Gene Ontology annotation, molecular function: transcription coregulator activity. The coding region runs from base 425 to 6046 and encodes 1873 amino acids. Lineage: Eukaryota; Metazoa; Chordata; Actinopteri; Gadiformes; Gadidae. The record is from RefSeq and is a predicted model, not a curated record.